UUUGGUCAAACAUGGAGCUUUGGAGGAGAUCUUAAUAAUUUGUUUUUGUACCGGUUUCAUGCACAUCAAUCCAUUUCAGAUCAUUCAUUAUUUGUCUGGAUCUUCUUUUGUCAGAUGACGAUGGAUUCCGUCCUGCAAUCGAUAACUCAAGAAAUAUCUACCAACCAGUUUUGCAUGCUAGCGUGGAAGGCACAACCAUGAGCAAGGACGGUACAUUGAAUCGGACAGGUGACAAUAGUGCAAGAGUGACCCCAAGGAGCUCAUCAAGGCCGCAGAGGGACAAGAAAGAGAAGAGAAAAAAGAAACUGCCAGAGUCAGGGCCGACAGCUGAGGGUGUGCCCAGCAUGCCUGAAAGGCAUGCUCAGGAACCAGAGUCCAUGCCAAGGCAGGCAAGUGGCGUCCUGGCUGGGUCGACUGCUGCUCAUGAGUCAACAUCAACCGUUGAUAUGAGGUCUGGUGAGGAACAUGCCAAAGCAGAGGGUGCAAAGCCAACAGCUGCUGCCCCACGACCUGAGGACAUUCUCUCUGUUCCUCAAGAUGCUGCUAGAGUGCAAGCAGCACAAGGCCAGACACAAGUGCAUGCAGAAGGUCAAGCGCAAGCACAAGUACAAGGUCAAGCGCAAGCACAAGUCCAACCUUUGGCAACAGCUCUGGCCAGCAAAGAUGGAAGGGUUCGACGAACCAUAAGUGCUCCAUUCGGGAGAGUUUUGAAUGCCAAUAUUGCGGCAGCACUUGCAGAAGGUGAUGGCGACGGGGAGGACUCAAUUUUUGCUGAGAACAGUGGUGAAAUCUGUGAGGAAAAGCCAUCCUACAUAUUGACUUACAAUGACUUAUGUUGUGAAGCAUCUCAGAUGGGGUCAGCCCUACCUGAGUUGUUGAGUGGGGAUGAAAAAGCUGUUGCCGAAGAUACUCAGAAAAGAACUCAUGAGGUGGGAAAGAACGUUGUUACUUCAAUUUCUGACUCAUCGAGGGGUGUUUUGGAACAGCCUUCAGCAACUGUGGAUACACUGGCUAAGACGGACAUUGAUCAGGGUGGUUUGCGGAGAGGCAGAGGGAUGAACAGGGCAAACAUUGGACAGGGAGCUGUGGAAAGCAGAGCAGCCGGGAGUCUGGCAGUUGCAAUAGAGUUUUUGGGAGAUGAUAGGGGAUUGUUCGAUGAGAGUGAUGAGGAUCGGAGAAGCUGGGAUGCCAACAGGUUUCAUGACCAGGCAACAGAGAGAGAGAGUGUAAGCAGUUUGAGCACAAGUGUUAGUUCUGCACCUCAACAACAGAGAACUCGGAGAGUUGUGAUAAGUAGAGGCGGCUUGUUUAGUGAUGAUGAACAUGUGGAAGGAGAUUUUGCGGUAAGGGAUUCCGGCAAACCGCCAGUGCACCAAGAAGGCAGGGCUCGUUUUGAAAAUCGGUCUGGGUCACAUGAAAGGUCUGUGUCUGGUGAGGACAGCAGAGAUUUAUGGGACACAGGGCACAGGGCCUUGGGCAUGGGGAUUAAUCAUUGGAAUGAUGUAAAGGUGGCUGCUGCCAGUUCGAGAACAAUAAUGGACAAAGGGUUAUUUGAUGAUGAUGGGAGUGAUGCUGAUGGAAAUGAGGAGGGCAGAUAUGUUCGAAAGACAGGUCAGACUGCUUUGUCUGGUUGGCAGUCUGAGUUGGAUGGCAUAUCUGGGCAACUGGCUGAACACUCGGCAUGGAGAGGUACCGCAGUUGACGUGUCAGAGCCAGUAGGUAGAAAGGAUCCACUGUGCUCCACGUCAUCCAGUUCUCAUAGUUUGGUAGAUGCUUCGUUGAUUAAUGUCGAGUCAUUUUCUGAUGUUAAUGCUUCAAGCAGGCAUCGCUCUCAACAUCAAGGCUCAUUCCAGAUGGGUGGGAACAUACAAAACGUGUUCCCAGAGGGUCAAACUAGGCAAAGUCCAUUUGGACAGGACAACGAAGGACUAGAUUUGUUCCAGCAACACCAGCUUGAGGAGCCAUCGGUGCCAGAUGAUGAAGUAGCUGGGGUGCUCAGAGUGUCAUAUCAGGAGAGAGGGAAAGGAGGGAGGCAAAGUGACAAGUUGUCACAGUCUGGACGCUUAUUAUGUACUAAUGGUCCUUUCCAUCAGCAAACCCCAGGAAAUGCUGGGAAAGAAGAUGGAAAUGAACAAGAAAGUGGGAGUAUAAGAGAAGGUGAAAUUGAUGUCUCUUUGAGUGAUGAUUCACAAGAGGGGGAGGAUGACACAGUGGUUUUGAGUGUUCGUAAGCUGUCUACAGCUAUCCAGGAAGUUGAGGACGCUUCUAAGAAUGCACCAAGAGUGAGAGUUGUGGCAGGCAUUUCCGAGCAAGGAGUGCGAGAGUGUGCAUUGGCAGACUCAGACACUACGGACACGGCACUCGAUAUGAGAAACGUUGGCAACUUCAGAGCAGGAGAGAGCAACAGCAGCUUGUCUGCGCCCCGAGGUACUGCCACCAACGUGAAGUUUGGCGAAUCGGGUCUUGCUGAGGUGGGAGAGAUGCAGCUUUGGCCAGAGCUGGCGAUGGCCGGAGGAGUGGAAUCUAGGUCCCCAGACUCCUCACACGCUGCGGAAGUUUUGUUGGGUUCUGAGAAGGCUCCUUGUGCAGAACUUGCCAUGGAAACAGAGGGGGUUGGGAAGGGGCCAUCCCUGGCGGAUGGAGCAAGCCAAGGGGAAGGAGAGAGUGGAGCAAAGGAUAUGCUGCCAUCGAGCGCGGAUGAUGAAGGCUUUUCUGGCUUGUCAGGAGGGACUGGGAUGAUAGUAUCAGGUACCGAGAAGGAAACUGGAGCAAGGAUAGACAACGCUUGUGAAGGGGGAGGUGAGGAGCCCAUCGGAGUGGAGAAUGCAUGCAAACCUAUUUCCCAAAUGCCAGGAGUGAGUACUGAAGAUGCUGCGAUGGGGCUCUAUCCCCAUCAUCCUGGUGAAGAGGAGGGUAAACAUUUCGAACGUGGGAGGCUUCUAUCAGAUCACAACAGAGCGCCCAUCCUCCUUCCACGGCAGCGGUCAGAUAUGGAGGAUGGCGCAGCACUUCCUCACCUUUGUGAGACAGCAGCAGAUCACACGUGUCGUCGCCAGGAAAAGCCAUCCUACAUAUUGACUUACAAUGACUUAUGUUGUGAAGCAUCUCAGAUGGGGUCAGCCUUACCUGAGUUGUUGAGCGGGGAUGAAAGGGCUGUUGCCGAAGAUACUCAGAAAAGAACCUACGAGGUGGGAAAGGAGUCAAAGGAGGCUGUUACUUCAAUUUCCGACUCAUCGAGGGGUGUUUUGGAACAGCCUUCAGCAACUGUGGAUACACUGGCUAAGACGGACAGUGAUCGGGGUGGUUUGCGGAGAGGCAGAGGGAUGAGCAGGGCAAACACUGGACAGGGAGGUGUGGAAAGCAGAGCAGCCGGGAGUUUGGCAGUUGCAAUAGAGUUUUUGGGAGAUGAUAGGGGAUUAUUCGAUGGGAGUGAUGAGGAUCGGACAAGCUGGGAUGCCAACAGGUUUCAUGACCAGGCAACAGAGAGAGAGAGUGUAAGCAGUUUGAACACAAGUGUUAGUUCUGCACCUCAACAACAGAGAACUCGGAGAGUUGUGAUAAGUAGAGGCGGCUUGUUUGGCGAUGAUGAACAUGUGGAAGGAGAUUUUGCGGUAAGGGAUUCAGGCAAACUGCCAGUGCACCAGGAAGGCGGGGCUGGUUUUGAAAAUCGGUCUGGGUCACAUGAGAAGUCUGUGUCUGGUGAGGACAGCAGAGAUUUAUGGGACACAGGGCACAGGGCCUUGGGCAUGGGGAUUAAUCAUUGGAAUGAUGCAAAGGUGGCUGCUGCCAGUUCGAGAACAAUGACGGACAAAGGGUUAUUUGAUGCUGAUGGGAGUGAUGCUGAUGGAAAUGAGGAGGGCAGAUAUGCUCGCAAGACAGGUCAGGCCGCUUUGUCUGGUUGGCAGUCUGAGAUGGAUGGCAUAUCUGGUCAACUGGCUGAACACUCGGCAUGGAGAGGUACCGCAGUUGACGUGUCAGAGCCAGUAGGUAGAAAGGAUCCACUGUGCUCCACGUCAUCCAGUUCUCAUAGUUUGGUAGAUGCUUCGUUGAUUAAUGUCGAGUCAUUUUCUGAUGUUAAUGCUUCAAGCAGGCAUCGCUCUCAACAUCAAGGCUCAUUCCAGAUGGGUGGGAACAUACAARACGUGUUCCCAGAGGGUCAAACUAGGCAAAGUCCAUUUGGACAGGACAACGAAGGACUAGAUUUGUUCCAGCAACACCAGCUUGAGGAGCCAUCGUUCCCGGAUGAUGAAGUAGCUGGGGUAUCGGAGAGAAGUUGCUCCAACACUAGCGCCCGGACGCCCGUAUUAGCUUCAACAUUAGCCGUGGCUGCUUUGAGUAGUACAUUUAUAGCUUCCUUAACGGCAAAUCAUGCUUCCCCUGCGCAUCUGCGGACUGUGGUUUCAUUGAUUGGGCGGCUGGAGUAUUGGCUGGCGGAGAACUGUCGGCUACGACCCGAUGCUAGCUUCAUGGAUUGUUUCACAGAUGUAGAGGCCAGAGAGGUGCUACUUGAAGUGACGGAGGAGGCCUUGGAACCGAUUGCCUCUUUCAUACAUGAUCAUGAUCGGUCGCAGCUAGCUGAUGGUGUGUGGAGGUGCUGGCUGCUGUUGGCCCAACUCCGGCAACUGCUGAGGGAGAAGUACGUAUUAUUAGACUCUAUGGCGGAACUGGAGCUCCGGGGAGACAGCAAUAUUCUCCAGGUCUCCAAAGAGGGAAAGGAGGGAGGCGAAGUGACAAAGUUGUCGCGGUGUGGGCUCUUAUUAUGUACUAAUGGUCCUGUCCAUUGGCAAAGCCAAGGAAAUGCUGGGAAAGAAGAUGGAAAUGAACAAGAAAAUGGGAGGAUAAGAGAAGAUGAAAAUGAUGUCUCUGUGAGUGAUGAUUCACAAGAGGGGGAGGAGGAUGACACAGUGGUUUUGAGUGUUCGUAAGCUGUCUACAGCUAUCCAGGACGCGUCUAAGAAUGCACCAAGAGUGAGAGUUGUGGCAGGCAUUUCCCAACAAGCGAGAGUGUGCAUUGGCAGACUCAGAAACUACGGAUGUGGCACUUGAUAUGAGAAACGUUGGCAACUUCAGAGCAGGAGAGAGCAACAGCGGCUUGUCUGCGCCCCUAGGUACUGCCACCGACCUGAAGUUUGGCGAAUCGCGUCUUGGUGAGGUGCGAGUGAUGCAGCUUUGGCCAGAGCUGGCGAUGGCCAGAGGAGUGGAAUCUAGUUCCCCAAAUUCCUCACACACUGCAGAAAUUUUAUUGCGUUCUGAGAGGACUCCUUGUGCAAAACUUGGCACGGAAAUAGAGGGGGUUGGGAAGGGGCCAUCCCCUGCGGAUUGAGCAAACCAAGGGGAAGGAGAGGGUGGAGAAAAGGGUGCAGGAGUGGAGGUGGUUGGGACUCUUGGGAGAGAGCCAUCCCCCGCAGAUGGGGUAGCCAUCCCCUGCAGAUGGGGUAAGUCAGAUACAAGGGGAGAAGACUCAGGUUGUUGACAGCAAAAGUGUACUGCUUACAACAGAUAUGCUGCCAUCAAGCGAGGAUGAUGAAGGCUUUUCUGGCUUGUCAGGAGCGACUGGGAUGAGAGUUUCAGACACAGAGAAGGAAACUGGAGCAAAUAUAAAGAUGGUGUGAUGGGGCUCUAUCACCAUCAUCAUGGUGAAGAGUAGGGUAACAUUCCGAACGUGGGAGGCUUUUAUCAGGUGUGAACGUGAUAGAAAACUCAGAAGAGAAAGCUCGCCAAAUCCAGGAGGGAGACGAAAUGGAGCAAAUUGAACAUGGGGCUUGUGGUGGGAACCCAGACAACACCCCGCACACUGAGCAAGGCAUUCCAAAGAAGCCAGAGGGAUUGGAGGUAUAUUUCAUUCCGUGCGACUUUCGAGGCUACAGAUCGUUUCAUCUGCAUUCAGUUGCUGAUUGAUUCUAAAUCUGGGGUCAAUUUUUAUUUUGUUAUUUUUUCUGGUGUCAAAAAUCUCUCUCGAGUCUCUACUAGUGAUGGUGCAAAUUUAUUCCUGUGUGCUCAAAGGCAAGGUAGGGGAAGCUAUCUCUCGCUACUGAUGUGCAUAGUAGCACACUCAAUUGUGGCUAGUUCACUUGCAAAUUAAAUUUGUCUGGCCACUUGUAAUGAACCCAGUCUUGUCGG
Molecule: messenger RNA, 6119 nt
Organism: Chara braunii
Lineage: Eukaryota; Viridiplantae; Streptophyta; Charophyceae; Charales; Characeae
Source: the annotation of a GenBank genome assembly